Messenger RNA from Fraxinus pennsylvanica, 396 nucleotides. NCBI's taxonomy places the organism in Eukaryota, Viridiplantae, Streptophyta, Magnoliopsida, Lamiales, Oleaceae. The record is from the annotation of a GenBank genome assembly.
AUGACAAUGGAAACAGCUCUAGUUAAUCAAGAAGCCUCCGAAAAUCUCAAGAAAAAUAGAAUUCAGGUGUCGAACACCAAGAAACCUCUCUUCUUCUAUGUCAACCUUGCCAAGAAGUACCUACAGCAACAUAAGGAGGUCGAGCUCUCAGCAUUGGGCAUGGCAAUCGCUACAGUUGUCACAAUUGCUGAGAUUCUGAAGAAUAAUGGAUUUGCAAUUGAGAAGAGUAUUUUGACAUCCACAAUUGGGACAAAAGACGAAACUAAGAACCGUCAAGUUCAGAAAGCCAGGAUUGAAAUUGUGCUGGGGAAGACUAAAAAAUUCGAGUCACUGAUGAAUCCAAGCCCUGCAGUGCCACAGCCAACACCAGACGAGAAAGAAGAAAGCAAGCAGUAG